UUCUGUUGAAGAAAGAAGAGAAAGAAAAGUCAAACUGACAAAUGAAAUAAUAAAGAAGCGACUCCACAGUCAGAGACAAAACAGGACAAAACAAACAAACAAAAACAUUAACAAAAAAAAACAACUUUAACAGCAGUCAGUCGAUCUAAGGGUUCACUUCCUGGUUGAAGAUUCCACAUGUCGUGUGUUAACCAUUAGCUGAUCCUGUCAACCUGGAAUUAAAUAUUAAAAGUUCCCUCUCUGCUCAGAAACACACACACACACACCGACACACACACCGACCGUUAUCUCUGCUGCCAAACCAGUGACGGUCCAGUAAAGCCGCCCAUCGCUGGGAUACAACACCAGGAAUUCUCGAUGGUUCCAGCCAGACCAGAGCAACAGAACGGAUACAGACAAAGAGGCUGAGGAUGUAUGGGGCUUUGGAGCAGUGGUUCUUGCUCCUGCCUUACAGUAAGAAGGUCACCGGCCUGAUCCUUGCAGGUACUGGACCUGAUGGUCUCUGUGUGGAGGAAGUUCUAGUAGCAGCUGCUGCGCCCAGAACCAGAACCAGGACCAGGACCAGAACCAACACCAACAGUCUCUGUGGACUGUGGCGCUCCGGUCCGGUCAGCAGCUCUUCAAAACCGCGGUCCUCACGCUGCACACGGUGGAGAAGAACUAUCCCUGCCUUCAUGUUCCACACAUACACGCACACAGAAAAUCCAAUGUUCACCAUCACUGGACAAGAGUGGAAAGGGGCGACAUCGUGCGGCCGACCAGAGCAAGUGACGCAACAGGAUGAAGAUGUUGACGUUUUUGACUCGAAGCAGACAUUUAGGAGUAAACUACGUCAUUUAUUCAGUGAAGAAUUGACUGUAGGUGUGUCAGACCUGCCCUCGUUACCACCGUUACCACCGUUACACCGUGCUCCUGCCUCCAUGGCUGCUCCUGCCAGAUUCCCUGUAAUAGAUGUUGACACGUCUGCUGCCAACUGGACCGGUGCAGAACUGGGGAGGCCUCUGUGUGUCAACGGGACACAGUGGAUAUUUUACCUGCUGGGGGAGUGUGUGGUUAACGUGUGGGAGUACAGCAGUGUGGUGAUAGGAUUCGUAUCCGUGGUCUGUUUUCUGCUCUCCACUUUACCCCAGGUCUGUGAGGCCUAUCGUAAUGGGAAAGUGGAGGAGGCCAUGUCCUUUGGUUUCCUCUUCUUCCUCUUCAGUGGUGACGUGACCAGCUUCGCAGGCUGCUACCUCACCGGUCAGAUGCCCAUUCAGGUAGUCGCCGUGGUGUUCUACAUCUUCACAGACCUGAUCCUCAUCUCCCAGUUUCUCUACUACAAGAUCAAAAACAGCUCCACCAAGAAGACUCCUGUGUUGAAGUGGUUGUGCUUCACCUGGUGCGCUGCUGCUACGCUCGUCCUCCUGGUUUUAUCCAAGCUCAUCAUACGUGAUGGCUCCACCGUAGACUCUCAGAGUCCGGCGACCUCAGGGUCAGUGGAGGUGCCUGGUUAUGUGUGUGGAUACCUGGCGUCCAUCUUCUACCUCAGCUCCCGUGUCCCCCAGCUCUAUAAAAAUUUCCAGAGGAAGUCGACAGAGGGCACGUCCUACCUGUUGUUUGCUCUGGCCAUGAUGGGCAACGGGACGUAUGGGCUGAGUGUGAUGGUAGUCCUGCCUGCACUGAGGGACUCCAAGACCAGGUUCAUCAUCAAACAUCUGGCCUGGCUCAUCAGCAGCUUCGGCGUCCUCGUACUUGACUUAUUUGUCACUGUCCAGUUCAUCACAUACAGGAGAAACAACUCAUCUAACGAGAAGGCCCGACUCAUCAUGGCAGAGGGGAAACAUCUGCUCUAUGAAGAAGAAGAAGAAGAAGAAGAAGAACUCUGAGUGGGAUGACACUCACCUGGACACAAAGUAGCACAAAAACAUUCCUGUGAUUGAAAACCUUCCGUGAGCUUUAAUUCAUACUUGAAUUCAACCGUAUUUUUACUUCGAGAUCCUGACUGUGUGCUGUGAACCAGACCAACAAGUGCCUUUUAUGACCUGUUUCUGACGGAGAACAAACAGGAACGACUGCUGCAGAUUGUGGUCGUGAGUGUUUUGUUUUUCUCCGUUUGUGUGAACACAGUCUGAGGGGACAGAAGUUUGAAUUUUGUUGUGAGAACAUAUUUAUCUGCACAGACUGGUGCUAUACAUUGACUCAGAGUCAGGGAGAGUGUUGUGUUCAGGUACUCUGUCCUGAGGACACGUCCAUGUUUUAUCUCUGUCUCAACUUUCAGGAACGUCUUAUAAAUGCACUUUGUAUCAUUUUGAGGAUGUUUUUUUAGUAACAUAUCAUUUUGACUACUUUUAUUCUCUGAUGAAGUUAUUUAUUUAGUUCCAUAUUCAACGUUGCAGUGGACUCAACACUGACUCUCACUUUUGUCAAGACGUCCGUGAGAUUUUUGUUGGAUUUACAACAGCUGUAGCCACUCUUUAUUAUCUACCUCUUAAUUAUUAACCUGUUCUCUGCUGAACAGUCAGUGGUGUAAUCAAUGAACGACUGACAUAAAGUCAUCAUUUCACUAUUCAAACUUUGUCCCCCCUUGUGUUAUGACUGAUAUAUUUAAAUUAAGACGUGUGGGAUUCAUUUUGUACAAUGUGGUGAGAGGUUCUGGAUUUUUAACUCCUGGUUCACUGAUUCACAUAUGUCUCAGUAAUAACAACCAUGUACUGUAAAGCACAAAUGUGAAAUUACUGUUUGUUUCAACUAAAUAAACAACGAAAACGAUUUAAAGCUAAA
This is a messenger RNA of Cynoglossus semilaevis (tongue sole), 2760 nucleotides long. It is a transcript of the gene slc66a1l, whose product is annotated as solute carrier family 66 member 1 like. The transcript has 11 exons. Gene Ontology annotation, molecular function: L-lysine transmembrane transporter activity. The coding region runs from base 411 to 1865 and encodes 484 amino acids. The record is from RefSeq and is a predicted model, not a curated record. Gene Ontology annotation, cellular component: lysosomal membrane. NCBI's taxonomy places the organism in Eukaryota, Metazoa, Chordata, Actinopteri, Pleuronectiformes, Cynoglossidae.